GUCAGCUCAUAAUUCCAAUUGAGAUUUAGUUGAAAAUGCAUAAACUUAAGAUAAGUGCAACUGUCGAUUGGUUCCCAAGGAUGGAAGUCAGUCCAAAUCAGAUAAAAUUGCAAAGGAGUCUCAAGCUUUUAUCAAAAUCAACAGGAAGUUCUCCGAACAUCUCACUAAGUCUACCCUGAGAGAUCAUCCUGUUCAUGUGUAGCUGCCACAGUCUAUCGACUGCAUGGGCGUAUCCUAGUCCAAAAGCACCUGUUUUGCGAUCUGUUGCUUUAAUAUGAGGAAUCCCGUGCUCAUCAUAGUAAAUUUUAACACUACCAGAUAGGUGCAGCAGCUCUAUUUCAGCCUGAUUAUGAGGACAGAAGCUUCUAUAAAAGAAGGCUGCUAUAACUAUCAGGAUAGAAAUGAAGUUUAAAAGCCUUGACAUGAU
This is a messenger RNA of Moneuplotes crassus, 427 nucleotides long. NCBI's taxonomy places the organism in Eukaryota, Ciliophora, Spirotrichea, Euplotida, Euplotidae. The record is from the annotation of a GenBank genome assembly.